AUGGUGAGGUGGUGGUGAGAUAGCAGCGAGUGUCCACGCCCCCAUUUAAGUAUCCACGAAGAAAUAUAAUAAAGUAGAAUAAAAUCUUCCGAGGGUUUUUGGAGUUUUCGCCUUAAUCGCGUUAGAUACGCGCAGAGGGCCGGUGAUCAAACCUAUAUAUAGAUAUUGUUCCCUUUGGUUCUCAUUAUCAUUCUCUCUUACAAAUUUUGGGCAAUUCGAAGGUUGAAGGGUCGGACUCGCUUAACAGCCAGGCGAGAUCUUCUUAUAGAUAGAAAUCAGGGAGCCUGUCGGGAGGGAUGGCCGUUGUUGUCACUGGUCCUGAUGCGAAACCAGUCGGCAGCCGCCGCUGCAUGUUUGAGUUGAAGGAAUACACCCGGCCAUUUACAUGCCGCGUGUGCACGGUGAACAGUUAUGACACCGUAAGAUAUAGGUGCGAUCAUUGUGAUGAGUGCCGUCACGUCAGCUGCAUUCGACUGGACGAGGAGAUACGAGUCGGCCCUGGACCCCGCGACAUCUUUGCCAUGCUCCCAGUUUUCACGCUCUAUGAAAAACCACAAGCAGGAAUCAAUUCGAAAAACAAGAAAUGGGCCGAGUACUGCUUGGUUUGCGGGAUGCUGAUCAAGCAUUACAGCUAUCACAUCCGGACCACGGAGAAAAAGGACUUGAAUAUGCACCCGCGCUGUGCAGAGCUCAUCAGAGUCAACAACCGGGUAGCGGUGCCCCUCGAGCUCCACAUGGGUGAAAGAUGGAGCUGUGUGUGGUGCGGCAACAAACGACCCGAGGGGGCCUCCCCAGCAGGACCGACGGAUUUCUACUGUUGGUCGUAUGAGAUGACUGGAGGCAAGAACCGCAUCCAUGUGCGCUGCUACUCGGAAAUGAUGACUCAGGCCUUGAACAGCAUUGCGGACAGCCACUAUUACAAUGAUGACGAUACAAUACGCAUCGUCCUGAGGCGGAGGAAGAGUACAGAUGGAACUGGAUGGGAAGGCAUACUGAAGGGAGCCUUCGAUAUUGCCCUGGAGGUUGCUGGGUUAGGAUUAACCCAAAUUCUGGUGGACCUGAUCUGAUGAUCAAUACUGAUCGCAUCGGUUGGUCUCGGCUGACUGGAUUGGAGACGGUAAAUUCCUUUGUUUGUGCUCUCUGCUCCAAAAUGAUCAUUGAUUGAUCUAAUAAGGAGCAUUAUUUUGUGUUUGUAACUUAGGAGCUGGUUAUUUCAUAAACAGUAUUUUAAAUGAAAAUAAAUUUCCGAUUUAAGUAAAUGUAAACUUUCAUUAAAGGCCCAUAAGAUGCCCCUAUUGGUCGUACCGAA
Molecule: messenger RNA, 1309 nt
Organism: Punica granatum (pomegranate)
Lineage: Eukaryota; Viridiplantae; Streptophyta; Magnoliopsida; Myrtales; Lythraceae
Source: RefSeq, a predicted model, not a curated record